AUCCUCCCCAUCUCGACGCAACAUCCAUAUAAACUCGUCUUCCCCCCUUCAUUACGGUCACCGUUUUCUUCUCCUCAUCUCAUCCAUCAAUAGCUCUUUGGGUUUUGUCUAUUUUCCCUACUUGAACAACCAUCCUCUUGGCCAAAUAGGUCCAUCGACUUACACAUCUACCAUCACCACAAUAACAUCACAACCACCACCAUCCAUCAUGGCUAAGAAGGCUGUUCACUUUGGCGCUGGCAACAUCGGCCGUGGCUUUGUCGCUUGCUUCCUCCACAACUCUGGUUACGACGUCGUCUUUGCCGAUGUCAACGAUACCAUUGUCAACCUCAUCAACGAGACCCCCUCUUACCGUGUCAUCGAGGUCGGCUCUGAGGGCACCACCGAAAACACCAUCACAAACUACCGAGCCAUCAACUCCCGAACCCACGAGGAGGAUCUGAUCGAGGAGAUCCGCACAGCAGAGGUCGUCACCUGCUCUGUCGGCCCCAACAUCCUCAAGUUCAUCGCUCCUGUCAUUGCCAAGGGUAUCGACCGCCGAUCAACCGACGACGCUCCCCUGCACGUUAUUGCUUGUGAGAACGCCAUUGGCGCCACUGAUACCCUUGCCGAGCACAUCAAGGACCCCCGCAACACCUCCCCCGAGCGCCUUGAGGACCACCACCUCCGCGCCCGCUACGCCAACUCUGCUAUUGACAGAAUUGUCCCCGCCCAGGACCCCGAUGCCGGUCUUGAUGUCACCCUCGAGAAGUUCUUUGAGUGGGUUGUUGACCGCACUCCCUUUGAGGAUGUUGGCAUUCCCGACAUCGAGGGUAUCAACUGGGUUGACAACCUCGGCCCCUUCAUUGAGCGCAAGCUCUUCACUGUCAACACUGGCCAUGCCACCGCUGCCUACCACGGUUACAACCGAAGAAAGCGCACCGUCUACGAUGCUCUCCAGGACAAGGAGAUCAUGGCCGAGGUCCGAGGUGCCCUCAUGGAGACCAAGUCUCUGAUUGUCUCCAAGCACGCCAUCGAUGAGGAGGCCCAGGCCGCCUACGUCAACAAGAUUGUCAAGCGAAUUGGCAACCCCCAUCUUGAGGAUGCUGUCGAGCGUGUUGGCCGUGCCCCUCUCCGAAAGCUUUCCCGCAAGGAGCGCUUCGUCGGCCCCGCCGCCGAGCUUGCCGAAAACGGCCAGUCCAUCAAGUACCUCCUCGACGCCAUCGAGAUGGCCUUCCGUUUCCAGGAAGUCGAGGAUGACGAGGAGUCCAAGCAGCUCGCCAAGAUCAUGUCCGAGAACGGACCUGAAGAUGUUGUCAAGCAGGUCUGCGGCAUUCAGGACAGCGAAAAGAUCUUCCCCCAGCUUGUGCAAGUUGUGCAGCGCGUCCAGGCCGACAGCGCCGAGGACUAAGCAGUUACUUUGCUCAUUUUAGAAGAGACGGAACAGGGUCAGAACAUGGCAAUGAAUGGCCCGCGGCGUUACGAGAAAUGACAUUUUUCUUUACUGGAAGCAUGGCGCUAGGACGGAUUGGAUUGGAUUUGGGUCUUCACUUCGAAGUCUGCCUUGCGAGGCCACAGUUAUAGAUUGAUUAGGAGCAUGAAUACAUCGGUUCCUCAAU
Messenger RNA from Fusarium vanettenii 77-13-4, 1598 nucleotides. RefSeq lists its product as uncharacterized. Gene Ontology annotation, biological process: mannitol catabolic process. The transcript has 2 exons. Gene Ontology annotation, cellular component: cytosol. Bases 209 to 1390 code for a protein of 393 amino acids. Gene Ontology annotation, molecular function: mannitol-1-phosphate 5-dehydrogenase activity. The record is from RefSeq and is a predicted model, not a curated record. Lineage: Eukaryota; Fungi; Ascomycota; Sordariomycetes; Hypocreales; Nectriaceae.